UCCGUUGACGCUGGAUAACAACUUCGAGGGUGAUUUUGAAUUUACACGGCACAUUGUCUAGUCUACACGCAAUAUUUUAAUAAAUAUGUGCCCCUAGAAAAGGAAUUACGUGUUUCCGUUUUACUUACCAUUGUUUCCGUUAACGGCUCGCGUUUAGGCGGAUCUGAUUAGUCGUUAAAAGUUGUUUACGGAAGAAGCGGGGACAAUGGCAUCAUUCAGAAUUCACGAAGAUCAAGAAAAUGCUUCUCUGGCAAUCAGAAAAGAAAAUGCCGAUGUAUUUUCGGCUGCACAGCGGCGUGCCCUCGGCGACCUCAGUCAUUUCGCCUGCAAUCAGAGCCGGAAUAUCAAAUUGGCCGGAUUGACAAAUGGACCUUGCAAAGUCCAAGAUGAGACAAGGACAGUGCGUCAAAUUAAAAAUGAAAAGAACAUUGUGCCCCCUGUGGCGCAAUUUCGCGCCUUCAGCGUGUAUGAAGAUAAACCAUCGGAGCUGGAGGCCAAAAAACGCGAGCCGACUUUCAAACCGUUCGUUGCAAAGGACACUAAAAAAGAGAGCUUUUUCAUCAGCGCCGCGGAAAACGUACGCGCCCUAUGCGCUCAGGUUGAGAAGCAGUCAGAUCGGCCUACAGAAGCACCUCCCAAAAGACUGCCGUUGCAAGAAAAGAAAGAUGUGGUGGAAUCACCCAUGUCCGUUGGAGAUGCUAGCAUCCUGUCAUCAAUGUCAAUCUCCAAGAAUGAGAGUGAGAUUUUUGAAGUUACUCUGGAAGAAGAUGAGGAGGACACAACCACCGCACAGACAGACAGAGAGAUGUUCUUCCAUGUUGUGGAGUAUCGGCAGGAUAUUUAUGAAUACAUGAGGGAAAUAGAGGUUAAGCACAGAGCGAAACCAGGCUACAUGCGGAAACAACCAGACAUCACCUAUGUGAUGCGCUCAGUGCUUGUGGACUGGCUGGUAGAAGUGUGUGAUGAAUACGGCCAGCAGAGCGAGACUCUCCACCUCGCAGUGUCCUAUGUCGACCGGUUCUUGUCCUACAUGAGUGUGGUGCGCACGAAACUACAACUCGUCGGUACCGCGGCCACUUAUAUUGCGGCGAAAUAUGAGGAGGUGUACCCACCCGAGGUGUCCGAGUUCGUGUAUAUCACGGACGACACUUACACGAAGCGCGAGGUGCUGCGCAUGGAGCACCUGAUCCUGAAGGUGCUGUCGUUCGACCUAUCCACGCCCACCUCGCUCGCCUUCCUCUCGCACUACUGCAUCUCCAACCAGCUGCCUAAGAAGACCUUCCAUCUGGCGGCCUACAUCGCGGAGCUAUCCCUGCUGGAGGCGGACCCGUACCUGCAGUACAAGCCGUCCGUCAUCGCGGCCGCGGCGCUGGCCACGGCGCGCCACUGCCUGCACUGCCGCCGCUGCGACAAGCCCAGCGACGACAACGACACUAUUCACGACGAGUGCCUGUCGGCGGCGUGGCCGGCGGCGCUGGCGGCGUGCGCCGGGUACUCGGCCGCCGAGCUCACGCCGUGCCUGCGCGAGCUGGCGCGCACGCACGCGCACGCGCAGCGGCAGCCCUACCAGGCCAUCGUCGACAAGUACAAGACCAACAAGUACGAGAGCGUGUCGACGCUGGCGGCGCGGCCGCUGUGCCCCGUGGCGCCGUACUCGCCGAGCGCCGCGCCCGCGUCCCGGGACAGCUCGCGCUCCAGCUAACAACCCGCCUCACGCCCGCCACACUUUCAGCCUACGUUUUAUUUGGAGCUAACUUGGGUGUAGCAUUUUAUUGUCUACUCUUAGUUUGUCCGUCUUAAAAAAAUAAAAUAAAAACGAAUAUUGAAACUUUGGAUAUUUUGUAGAAAAUCCUAAUCGUGUCAAAAACACGCAUAGCCCGAGAUUAGAGGGCAAGACUCGUUAAUGAAAAAAAAACACGCCACAGUUUGCUCCAGUAAAAAAUAGACUUAAAGUAUGAGUAAGCAAGGUAACAUUCUAGCAACUUUCGACUUUGCGCGUUACUGUUACGCGGACACUUUUGAAUUUUUCUCAGAUUACUGGGCGCUAUCAAUGUUUGAAUCCGUAGAUCGUAGAACGUAGAGUCGAAAGUUUUAAAUGCAGCAGGCAUUUAAUUAAAUUUAGAGUGAGCCAACAUUUCAUACAAUCUGGCGUUUCAAAGAUGUUAAUAAAUUCGUAAGAUAUUUGCGUAUUUUAGUACUACUUACUCUAAAGACAUGUUAUCAUGUUAACCUGACGGUAUCAAUUCCUAUCAUGUGAAUCUCUGAUAUUUAUACUGUGAUGUCUUCCUUUGUCUUCGCCAAGUUUGUAUGGAUUGAUUGACCCUCGUAUGUGUUAGUAUAAUUUGGUCGGUCCCGGGGUCGUUAUAGUGCGCACCGAAGUUCCCAGGGUACUAACUUCAGUUCCGCAAAUAUUGCAUUUGGGACCAAUUUCUACGGAAAUGACAAGCUAUAAAGUAUUUCAUUAUUCUUCAGUACCUGGCAAGUAACUAUCCUAAGAUUUCAUGUAAAGUGCGGGCGUAGAUUACCGCGCUCUUUACUUAUAGAUUUAAAUAAAAUAUGACUGACUUGAGUGACCCAGUAAACUUGCAUUUACGAAUAUUUUACAGGUAUUACUCCUAUUGAAACUAAGGUUUCCGUUUUCUAGAUAUUGAUUGUGUGAAUUAUUACGAUAGUUGUAGUAUUAACAGUUUCCUAUGGAAAUGUAAAAGAAGACUACAGUUAGUUUGUGCUAUAAAAGAACAUUAAAACGUGAGGUGCGACUGUGUAGUACUGCGUUACACGUUACAGUCCACCUUUAGAUGCACGAAAUAGCUAAGAUCACAUUGUACAGAUUUAAUUUUAAGUGUUAUAAUUUUUUUUAUUUUGUCAUACUUUUGUGUUCAUCUCAUUUACAGUUUUCUGCAUUUUUUCCGCGUUCUACAUCCUUACUUGGAUCAAUAAUAAAAUUGGGGUUUACUCUCGGCACUAUGUAUAUUACUUUGAAUGGGUAAUGUGUCUAAUAGUAUGAAAAACGCGCGAUUCAAUUCAAACCUAAAUGUUUGUUAGUAAAUUAUUAUUUUUGAGACCUAAGGUAUGUUUUAAUAUUGCUAAUUAGUUUAUAAUGUAAUUUAAUAUAAUAUAAUCGCAAUUUUGCUUCAGUUUUACACUAUGGAGGGUAAGUACCUAUGAGUAUAUUGAUAAUAUAUAUUGAUAUUUUGAAAUAA
Leguminivora glycinivorella is the source of this 3203-nucleotide messenger RNA. RefSeq names its product cyclin-A2-like (gene Cyca). Gene Ontology annotation, biological process: regulation of cyclin-dependent protein serine/threonine kinase activity; mitotic cell cycle phase transition. Gene Ontology annotation, cellular component: nucleus; cytoplasm; cyclin A2-CDK2 complex. Bases 206 to 1702 code for a protein of 498 amino acids. NCBI's taxonomy places the organism in Eukaryota, Metazoa, Arthropoda, Insecta, Lepidoptera, Tortricidae. The transcript has 8 exons. The record is from RefSeq and is a predicted model, not a curated record. Gene Ontology annotation, molecular function: cyclin-dependent protein serine/threonine kinase regulator activity.